AUGAGGCACUUGAUAAGACAGUUUAUUUUUUGUCAUAUGUUAAGGGGUGCAUACAAACCGUUAUGGGCAUUUUCCCCCCCAAUUUUACAAAGCAGUAAGGUGAUGUCCUUUGAUUAUAAGGAGACGGAAGGGUCACGGUGGUUCUUGGGUAAUCCCUCCGAGACAUUACGCGUCCAGUGGAUCACCUUGAUCACCUUGACUUCCGUUGAUCUUCGAACUGGUCGAGCGGGCGCCACUAAUUCUUCUAUUUGUUCCGGUCGCGUGCCAGAGUAG
Messenger RNA from Necator americanus (New World hookworm), 273 nucleotides. RefSeq lists its product as uncharacterized. Bases 1 to 273 code for a protein of 90 amino acids. The transcript has a single exon. NCBI's taxonomy places the organism in Eukaryota, Metazoa, Nematoda, Chromadorea, Rhabditida, Ancylostomatidae. The record is from RefSeq and is a predicted model, not a curated record.